AUGUUCACUAAGGCUGUCGUUGCCCUCGCCCUCGUGGCCUUUGCUGCCUCUGCUCCGUCUCAGCCAGCUUACGGUUAUGCUCCUGAACCUGCUUAUGAGGUCCCUGCCAAGUAUGACUUCAACUAUGCAGUGAAGGACGACUACUCCGGCAACGACUUUGGUCACCAGGAGGCCCGUGAUGGUUAUGACACUCAGGGUUCCUAUUACGUUCUUCUUCCCGACGGUCGUCUGCAGAAGGUCGCUUACACUGUCAACGGCGACUCUGGUUACGUGGCUGAGGUCAGCUACGAGGGUGAGGCUCAGUACCCUGAGUACAAGCCUGCUCCUUACCAUCCUGCACCUGCCUACAAGCCCGCCCCUGCUUACAAGCCCGCACCCACCUACCAUGCCGCACCUGCCUACAAGCCUGCCCCUACUUACGAGCCUGCUCCUACUUACCAUGCCGCACCUGCCUACAAGCCCGCCCCUGCUUACAAGCCCGCACCCACCUACCAUGCCGCACCUGCCUACAAGCCCGCCCCUGCUUACAAGCCCGCACCCACCUACCAUGCCGCACCUGCCUACAAGCCCGCCCCUGCUUACAAGCCCGCACCCACCUACCAUGCCGCACCUGCCUACAAGCCCGCCCCUGCUUACAAGCCCGCACCCACCUACCAUGCCGCACCUGCCUACAAGCCCGCCCCUGCUUACAAGCCCGCACCCACCUACCAUGCCGCACCUGCCUACAAGCCCGCCCCUGCUUACAAGCCCGCACCCACCUACCAUGCCGCACCUGCCUACAAGCCCGCCCCUGCUUACAAGCCCGCACCCACCUACCAUGCCGCACCUGCCUACAAGCCCGCCCCUGCUUACAAGCCCGCACCCACCUACCAUGCCGCACCUGCCUACAAGCCCGCCCCUGCUUACAAGCCCGCACCCACCUACCAUGCCGCACCUACCUACCAUGCCGCACCUGCCUACAAGCCCGCCCCUGCUUACAAGCCCGCACCCACCUACCAUGCCGCACCUGCCUACAAGCCCGCCCCUGCUUACAAGCCCGCACCCACCUACCAUGCCGCACCUGCCUACAAGCCCGCCCCUGCUUACAAGCCCGCACCCACCUACCAUGCCGCACCUGCCUACAAGCCCGCCCCUGCUUACAAGCCCGCACCCACCUACCAUGCCGCACCUGCCUACAAGCCCGCCCCUGCUUACAAGCCCGCACCCACCUACCAUGCCGCACCUGCCUACAAGCCCGCCCCUGCUUACAAGCCCGCACCCACCUACCAUGCCGCACCUGCCUACAAGCCCGCCCCUGCUUACAAGCCCGCACCCACCUACCAUGCCGCACCUGCCUACAAGCCCGCCCCUGCUUACAAGCCCGCACCCACCUACCAUGCCGCACCUGCCUACAAGCCCGCCCCUGCUUACAAGCCCGCACCCACCUACCAUGCCGCACCUGCCUACAAGCCCGCCCCUGCUUACAAGCCCGCACCCACCUACCAUGCCGCACCUGCCUACAAGCCCGCCCCUGCUUACAAGCCCGCACCCACCUACCAUGCCGCACCUGCCUACAAGCCCGCCCCUGCUUACAAGCCCGCACCCACCUACCAUGCCGCACCUGCCUACAAGCCCGCCCCUUACAAGCCCGCACCCACCUACCAUGCCGCACCUCCCGCACCCACCUACCAUGCCGCACCUGCCUACAAGCCCGCCCCUGCUUACAAGCCCGCACCCACCUACCAUGCCGCACCUGCCUACAAGCCCGCCCCUGCUUACAAGCCCGCACCCACCUACCAUGCCGCACCUGCCUACAAGCCCGCCCCUGCUUACAAGCCCGCACCCACCUACCAUCCUGCACCUGCCUACAAGCCCGCCCCUGCUUACAAGCCCGCACCCACCUACCAUGCCGCACCUGCCUACAAGCCUGCCCCUGCUUACAAGCCCGCACCCACCUACCAUGCCGCACCUGCCUACAAGCCCGCCCCUGCUUACAAGCCCGCACCCACCUACCAUGCCGCACCUGCCUACAAGCCCGCCCCUGCUUACAAGCCCGCACCCACCUACCAUGCCGCACCUGCCUACAAGCCCGCCCCUGCUUACAAGCCCGCACCCACCUACCAUGCCGCACCUGCCUACAAGCCCGCCCCUGCUUACAAGCCCGCACCCACCUACCAUGCCGCACCUGCCUACAAGCCCGCCCCUGCUUACAAGCCCGCACCCACCUACCAUGCCGCACCUGCCUACAAGCCCGCCCCUGCUUACAAGCCCGCACCCACCUACCAUGCCGCACCUGCCUACAAGCCCGCCCCUGCUUACAAGCCCGCACCCACCUACCAUGCCGCACCUGCCUACAAGCCCGCCCCUGCUUACAAGCCCGCACCCACCUACCAUGCCGCACCUGCCUACAAGCCCGCCCCUUAUACCAGUAGAUCCAGUUCUAUCAUCGGCCCAUGA
This is a messenger RNA of Penaeus indicus, 2436 nucleotides long. RefSeq names its product adhesive plaque matrix protein-like. NCBI's taxonomy places the organism in Eukaryota, Metazoa, Arthropoda, Malacostraca, Decapoda, Penaeidae. The record is from RefSeq and is a predicted model, not a curated record. The transcript has 8 exons. Bases 1 to 2436 code for a protein of 811 amino acids.